AUGAGUAUGGAAUCGACGAUUUUGACAAAACCAGAGUGCCUUGUUUACAGACUGCCACCGCGAAAUUCAGUCAGGGGGUACCGAGCCGCCGACUGGGGGCUUGACAAGCCAGCCUGGACUGGGAGAAUGCGAGUCACUGCCAGAGACGAAAAAGUUUCAAUCAAGCUCGAAGACACGACAAAUGGACAGCUCUUCGCCGAAUGUCCAAUCACCGAAUACCCAACGAAAGACAUCGAAUCCGUCAACGACUCGUCGAGAUACUUCGUUUUAAGAAUUCAAAAUCAGGGCCGCUCGGCGUUUAUUGGCGUCGGCUUCCGCGACAGGGGAGACAGCUUUGAUUUUAACGUCGCUCUCCAGGAUCAUUAUAAAUGGGUAAAGAAUGCGAAUGCUCCUUCCGAUCCGGGCAAUGUAAAGCCUCUCAAUCUUGGUCUUGCGGAAGGGCAAACGAUCAAAAUCAACUUAUCCGGAAAGAUGGGCGAAGGCCGAGAAAGACCAAAGCAGGCAGCGAGUACAAGUGGAAUUUCUCUUCUUCCGCCUCCUCCAUCAAAAACCAACCCAGCAGCCCCAGCUGCUCCAGGAACCGCUUCUGGAAAUUUGCUGAAUCUCGCCCCUCCUCCCCAGCCCGCCGCUCCCAGCAGCUCGACAACAGAUGACGAUUUUGGAGAUUUUUCCGCGCCCACUACGCAGAGCUCGAACUGGGUCUCGUUUUAA
Messenger RNA from Oikopleura dioica, 711 nucleotides. Lineage: Eukaryota; Metazoa; Chordata; Appendicularia; Copelata; Oikopleuridae. The record is from the annotation of a GenBank genome assembly.